This is a messenger RNA of Artibeus jamaicensis (Jamaican fruit-eating bat), 4932 nucleotides long. RefSeq names its product aquarius intron-binding spliceosomal factor (gene AQR). The record is from RefSeq and is a predicted model, not a curated record. Bases 189 to 4643 code for a protein of 1484 amino acids. Gene Ontology annotation, cellular component: catalytic step 2 spliceosome. Gene Ontology annotation, molecular function: helicase activity; mRNA binding. NCBI's taxonomy places the organism in Eukaryota, Metazoa, Chordata, Mammalia, Chiroptera, Phyllostomidae. Gene Ontology annotation, biological process: mRNA splicing, via spliceosome. The transcript is spliced from 35 exons.
UUCCGGGGGAAUGUGCGGCUGCUGUACGCGUUCCUUGCAGGACUCAGAAAGCAGAGAAGAUCCGGGCCGGAGGGUACUUGCUUUGUGGGGUUAGGCGGCCGCAGCCGCCUCUCUGGGAAAGCGUAUCGCAUUCUCUGUUGCUCGAAGACGCCCUAUCUUCAACCCUGGAGCAGAAGGAGAGUGCUGCCAUGGCGGCUCCUGCGCAGCCAAAGAAAAUCGUGGCCCCCACGGUGUCCCAGAUCAACGCGGAGUUCGUCACCCAGUUAGCGUGUAAAUACUGGGCUCCCCAUAUCAAGAAAAAAUCACCUUUUGAUAUAAAGGUCAUUGAAGAUAUAUAUGAGAAAGAAAUUGUCAAAUCAAGGUUUGCCAUCAGGAAAAUAAUGCUCUUGGAGUUUAGCCAAUAUCUUGAAAAUUACCUCUGGAUGAAUUAUUCUCCAGAAGUGUCCAGCAAGGCCUAUUUAAUGUCAAUCUGUUGUAUGGUGAAUGAGAAGUUCAGAGAAAAUGUCCCUGCAUGGGAGACUUUCAAGAAGAAGCCAGACCACUUCCCAUUCUUUUUCAAGUGCAUCUUGAAAGCCGCAUUGGCUGAAACUGAUGGUGCAUUUUCACUGCAUGAGCAGACCGUCUUACUGCUUUUUCUUGAUCAUUGCUUCAAUAGUUUGGAAGUAGACUUGAUACGAAGUCAAGUACAGCAGCUUAUCUCCCUCCCAAUGUGGAUGGGCUUACAGCCUGCACGAUUGGAAUUAGAAUUAAAAAAGACACCUAAGCUACGAAAAUUCUGGAACUUGAUUAAGAAGAAUGAUGAAAAGAUGGAUCCAAAAGCAAGAGAACAAGCUUAUCAAGAAAGAAGAUUCCUUUCACAACUAAUCCAGAAGUUUAUCUCUGUGCUAAAAUCAGUCCCACUUUCUGAACCUGUCACUAUGGACAAAGUUCAUUACUGUGAAAGAUUCAUUGAACUUAUGAUUGAUCUAGAGGCCCUACUCCCCACAAGGCGCUGGUUUAAUACCAUCCUGGAUGACAGCCACCUUUUGGUUCACUGUUCCCUUUCCAAUCUUGUUCAUAGGGAAGAGGAUGGCCAUCUUUUUUCCCAGCUACUGGACAUGCUUAAGUUCUAUACUGGUUUCGAGAUUAAUGACCAGACGGGGAAUGCACUGACAGAGAAUGAGAUGACUACAAUUCACUACGAUAGAAUCACUUCCCUGCAGAGAGCUGCUUUUGCACAUUUUCCUGAACUCUAUGAUUUUGCCCUCUCAAACGUGGCAGAAGUAGACACCCGGGAGUCCUUGGUCAAGUAUUUUGGCCCUCUUAGUUCAAAUACACUCCACCAGGUGGCAUCAUAUCUCUGCUUGUUACCAACUCUUCCUACAACUGAAGACACAACUUUUGAUAAAGAAUUUCUUCUAGAAUUGCUGGUAUCUCGUCAUGAACGUCGAAUUUCUCAGAUUCAGCAGUUGAACCAGAUGCCUUUGUAUCCAACGGAGAAAAUCAUUUGGGAUGAAAAUAUUGUCCCAACAGAGUACUACUCAGGGGAAGGUUGUCUUGCUCUUCCCAAGUUGAAUUUGCAGUUUCUGACUCUUCACGAUUACCUCCUAAGGAACUUUAAUCUCUUCCGCUUAGAGUCGACUUACGAAAUCCGUCAGGACAUCGAGGACAGUGUCAGCAGAAUGAAGCCGUGGCAAUCUGAGUAUGGCGGCGUAGUAUUUGGUGGUUGGGCGCGAAUGGCUCAGCCCAUUGUGGCUUUCACUGUGGUUGAGGUGGCCAAACCCAACAUCGGUGAGAACUGGCCGACCCGAGUUCGCGCUGACGUGACCAUCAAUCUCAACGUCAGAGAUCACAUCAAAGAUGAAUGGGAAGGUCUCCGUAAGCAUGAUGUCUGCUUUUUAAUUACUGUGCGUCCCACAAAACCGUAUGGUACCAAGUUUGACCGCAGGAGACCUUUUAUUGAGCAGGUGGGCCUGGUUUAUGUCCGAGGCUGUGAAAUCCAGGGCAUGCUGGAUGACAAGGGACGCGUCAUUGAGGACGGGCCCGAACCCAGACCCAAUCUUAGAGGAGAGUCGAGGACAUUUAGAGUGUUUUUGGAUCCAAACCAGUACCAACAAGACAUGACCAACACUAUUCAGAAUGGAGCGGAAGAUGUGUAUGAGACUUUCAAUGUAAUAAUGAGGAGAAAACCAAAGGAAAAUAACUUCAAGGCUGUGCUGGAGACUAUUCGGAACCUGAUGAACACUGACUGUGUGGUACCUGCCUGGCUGCACGACAUCAUUUUAGGUUAUGGGGAUCCAAGUAGUGCACAUUAUUCAAAAAUGCCCAACCAGAUUGCCACCCUGGAUUUCAAUGAUACAUUUCUCUCCAUUGAACAUUUGAAAAACAGCUUCCCUGGUCAUAAUGUUAAAGUCACUGUGGAUGACCCAGCUCUGCAGAUACCCCCUUUCAGGAUAACUUUUCCGGUAAGAAGUGGAAAGGGGAAGAAAAGGAAAGAUGUGGAUGGGGAAGAUGAAGACACUGAAGAGGCAAAGACCCUAACAGUUGAACCUCAUGUUAUCCCUAAUCGAGGUCCUUACCCUUACAACCAGCCUAAACGUAAUACAAUUCAGUUCACUCAUACACAGAUAGAGGCUAUCCGUGCCGGAAUGCAGCCUGGGCUGACUAUGGUUGUGGGCCCUCCCGGUACAGGAAAAACAGAUGUGGCGGUUCAAAUUAUAUCCAACAUAUACCACAAUUUUCCAGAGCAGAGGACUCUGAUUGUUACUCAUUCCAAUCAGGCCCUGAACCAGCUGUUUGAGAAGAUCAUGGCAUUAGACAUUGAUGAGCGCCACCUGCUGCGCCUCGGUCACGGAGAGGAGGAGCUGGAGACGGAGAAAGAUUUCAGCAGGUACGGAAGAGUUAAUUAUGUCCUUGCUCGAAGAAUAGAACUUUUGGAAGAAGUCAAACGAUUGCAGAAGAGUCUCGGGGUUCCAGGAGACGCUUCAUAUACUUGUGAAACUGCAGGUUAUUUCUUUUUAUAUCAGGUAAUGUCUCGUUGGGAGGAAUAUAUCAGCAAAGUGAAAAAUAAAAGUAACUCAUCGCCAGAUGUUACUGAAGUUUCCACUUUCUUCCCUUUUCAUGAAUACUUUGCAAAUGCCCCACAACCCAUUUUUAAAGGUCGAUCUUAUGAAGAAGACAUGGAAAUUGCUGAAGGAUGUUUCAGACAUAUUAAGAAAAUUUUUACUCAGCUUGAGGAAUUCAGGGCCUCUGAACUGCUUCGAAGUGGACUGGACAGAUCUAAAUACCUUUUGGUGAAAGAAGCCAAAAUCAUUGCCAUGACCUGUACUCAUGCCGCCUUAAAACGACAUGAUUUAGUCAAGUUAGGUUUCAAGUAUGACAACAUUUUAAUGGAGGAGGCUGCUCAGAUUCUGGAGAUUGAAACUUUUAUACCUCUUCUUCUACAGAAUCCUCAGGAUGGUUUCAGCCGACUGAAACGAUGGAUUAUGAUCGGGGAUCAUCACCAGUUACCUCCAGUCAUUAAGAAUAUGGCCUUUCAAAAAUAUUCAAACAUGGAGCAGUCUCUCUUCACUCGCUUUGUCCGAAUUGGAGUUCCUACUGUGGACCUCGAUGCCCAAGGGAGAGCCAGAGCAAGCUUGUGCAACCUCUACAACUGGCGAUACAAGAAACUAGGCAACUUACCCCACGUGCAGCUCUUGCCGGAGUUUAGUACAGCAAAUGCUGGCUUGCUGUAUGACUUCCAGCUCAUCAACGUUGAAGACUUCCAGGGAGUAGGAGAAUCAGAACCUAAUCCUUACUUUUAUCAGAAUCUUGGGGAGGCGGAGUAUGCAGUGGCUCUCUUCAUGUACAUGUGCUUACUUGGUUACCCUGCCGACAAGAUUAGUAUCCUAACAACUUACAACGGACAAAAGCACCUUAUUCGUGACAUUAUCAAUAGGCGAUGUGGGAGCAAUCCAUUGAUUGGAAGACCAAAUAAGGUGACAACCGUUGACAGAUUUCAAGGUCAACAGAAUGAUUAUAUUCUUCUUUCUCUAGUACGAACCAGAGCAGUGGGCCAUCUGAGGGAUGUUCGUCGCUUAGUGGUAGCCAUGUCUAGAGCCAGACUUGGACUUUAUAUCUUCGCCAGAGUAUCCCUUUUCCAAAACUGUUUUGAACUAACUCCAGCUUUCAGCCAACUCACGGCCCGCCCACUUCAUUUGCAUAUAAUUCCAACAGAACCUUUCCCAACCACUAGAAAGAACGGGGAGAGACCAUCUCAUGAAGUACAGAUAAUAAAGAACAUGCCCCAAAUGGCAAACUUUGUGUAUAACAUGUACAUGCAUUUGAUACAGACCACACAUCAUUAUCAUCAGACCUUAUUACAGCUACCACCUGCUAUGGUAGAAGAAGGUGAGGAAGUUCAGGGUCAGGAGACAGAACUGGAAAUGGAAGAAGAGGGUGUGCCUGCGCAAGCCGAGAUGCCCGGUGUGACCGAUGCUGGCUCUGGUCAAGAAACAUUGUCCUCUCCGCCCGACACCACCCCUGAUCAGACAGGAGCUGGUUCCGGUCCUGACGUCGCCUGCGCUGUACCCGAGGCCCCUGCUGCCGGGGCGGGACCCGAGGCUGUGCCAGCAGAGGCUGACAGCUGUCCACAUGUCACACCUGCCCCAGAGGAGACCAGAUAGCCAAUCGCUAGCCUUUUUGAGGGAGAUAAUUUCAUUUACAAAGUCAAAGUAAAGUUACUUUUUGUAUUUUAUAUUUGCUUUUGCCAUUUUGAAAUGAAUAAUUAAUGUUCAUUUCUUAUUUUUAUUAAUGAUCAGUACUCUUCUUGGAUAUAUUUGUAAAAAGUGUAUGUGUAUGAACAACAUGAAUUUUAUUUGUUCCAUCAGAAGGUAAAAUAAUCAUUCCUUUGAUAUUUUUCUCAUUAACUGAGUGUAUCUGUCAUCAUACCUACAUUAAAAUAAUUUUUAUAGA